Messenger RNA from Linderina pennispora, 1628 nucleotides. RefSeq lists its product as uncharacterized. Bases 106 to 1560 code for a protein of 484 amino acids. The transcript has a single exon. The record is from RefSeq and is a predicted model, not a curated record. NCBI's taxonomy places the organism in Eukaryota, Fungi, Kickxellomycota, Kickxellomycetes, Kickxellales, Kickxellaceae.
AGCAAGCACACGUGUCGGACGAGGUCCGCCUGAACAACCUAGAGGACCAGGUCUCGAUGAUGCUCAGUCAGUUCGGUGUCCAAACCGUGCCUCCCCACACCUCCCAUGCAAGCCAAUCUGCCACCCUUGGUGCAGCCGCCUGCACUAGAUCUACCGAGCCAGCGCAAGAUCCACUGGUUCCAGUCACCUCGCUAUGCGCCUGCCUACCGUGAGCCGAGAUCAGGCAAAGAUGUGGUCCUCCUCGAUGACGACUCGAGUGGGGCUGAUAACCUAGGGGAUACGGACCACUACAACAUAUACCGCUCUCCACGUCUCAUGGCCGGUGACAGCAACAUGUCUGAGUACUUUGUUUCGGGUAGCAGCGCCAGGUUGCAUCGGAAGCUAACCACAGCUAGUAUUGUGUCGACUGCGGUUGGGAGCACCUCAUCUACAUUGCACGAUGGAGCGAAUGCGUCGCCCCGUAUGACUCGUGCUUACCGCCAGCUGCCACAGCAGCGCAUCCCAGCAUUUCCACAUACCUCUAGUCCACACCUCACUGCGGGAGCUAAUGCGACCACCGAAAGACCCAUGUGUCCAUAUUGCCGCAGCCUCAACACCCCAUGCAAUCAGUUGCACUCGAUCCUCGAGCGCCUUGACCAGACCGAUGUUUAUGUGAAGAAUGUUGCACGGCAUGCGACAGUCGUCGAUGCCUUGCUUGCCGAUCUGCGCGCCCAAUCUAGCGUAUUAGCAGAGACGCUUGCCUCGUCGCAAGCCCGUGCAUCGAGUCUUAGCCAGACUGUCACCGACGCGAUCGACCGCGCUUCACAGAACUUGCGUCGUCGCUCGGCCUCCCACGCCACUGCCCCGCAGACUACAUCGGUCCACGGACCCGAGUCGGUAUCGACUAUGCGCAGCCGACUGGACAAUUACCGCACGCUGUCAAAGAAGGCACGCGACCUUGAUCUGCGCAGCCAGCUCAUGGCCACAGUGGUCGAGGCACGAACGCACCAGGAGGAAACCGGCCGGAGCUUUCGUGUAGAGAACGACAAGAGCGCCCACCUGUACUCGUGGAUCCAGGAUGCAGUGGCUAUCUCAGCACACGCAACAUCAGCGUCAGAGGCAGAAUUCCCGGAUGGCCCGGUGCGCAGACGCCGCACUUUGGCAACGCUGGGCGAGGCUGCGUUUGACCAACCCGCGCCGAUGUCGCCGAGAGAGCCCGUGUCGUCGCGGGCGUCAACAGGAUCGCGGGCAAACCGGAAACCGAGGCGCAGCGGCGGAAAGCACCAUCGCCACCACCGUCGCCCCAUCCAGCCGAUCCCAGUGCGGGCGCAGAGGAUCGGCGAGCAGUGGGAGCAGCUGCAGGCGCUCAUGGACGAGAUGAUGCUGGAUGACCAGAAUGAGCAGGUAGCAGCAGCAGAGCCCGCGUAUGACCGAGAGCUUGCUGCCGGCAUCGCUGCAGAUGGACUGAAGCUCGUGCAGCGUGUGCUCAAAUCCACGCUCGAAUCGCUUGACAAAGUCAAAGCGCAGGGCAGCCCUGUCCAGGAACCCGCCUGCGAGAAUGCUGAAAUCCCUGCUAUGUAACAUCCAUAUUGCUGCAACCCCUUUAGACAAAUAUACAACGCAUUUCGCUCAAGUACAUUUCCCAAAAC